AUAUCAGUUUACUCUCCCAAACCAAUUUCUCGGCUCUACUUAAGCCUAUCGCCGGUCGGCAUAGCAGUUUAUCGGCGACGCCUCCUCAGUUUUCCUCACAGUCGCCGGGAAGAGCUGCCAGCCGCCGCGAGUGGUCGCUGUCCGCCCUUUGCUGUUUGCUCUGUAGCUAUCUCUUUCUUGCACAAAACGCAGAUAGAAGACGCGAAAGAUGCGGCAUGCUAGCAAGGAUCUUUUGUGUUUGGAGCGGAAAGAUUUGCCCUCUUCGUCUUUUGAAUCCUCACUGCUAGUUUGUAAAAAGAACUCAACGUCCAAGGAACCCUGUCGGAAUGAAAAACCCAUUACAGAACCAGCUCCAAAAAGCCAAGUAUUGGGAAGAGUCAAAGACUUCUUAGGAGUAUUAUCAGAAGCUAAUAAAAAGCUGCAAUUGGAUGCAAAGGACGAUGCUGAAAAAUAUGAUAUUGAAGCCCUUAAUGGCGAUGAAUCAGAAGUCAUUGAAUUGGAUCUGAUGUUGGGCAUUGCUGAUCUUCAUACUCCUGAAGCUGUGGCUGCUGCUGAAUCUGCAAUAAUUGGUAAUCAGCCUGUGAUUGCAUUGAAUUGUAGUAGUAGUAGUAGUGGUGAAUCAGAGUCUGAAGAGAGUAGUGAUGAUAGCAUUACAAGUGACAACAAUGACGAUGAUAAUGAAAAGAGUGACAACCAGAAUACUGACCGUGGGAAUCGAUUGUCAGUUAAACUCAAAAGAUUGAAGUCUAGAAAAACCAAUUGUAGAAGUGAAAGCAAAGAAAAAGGUAAAUCAAAUAAGCGACCAAAGAUUCUAGAGCUUUCUUGAGAGCCAUCUUUUGAUUGCAUCUAAUUCGAUAAUAUGGAUGUGUCACUAUGUUUGAAAGUAUAUGAAGUUUCUGAUGCUUGCACUGACAUAAUCUUCAAGGUUGAUUGCCUGCCUAGUCCUUUAAGCUUUUGGGUAGGAAGCGAUUUUGCUCAAGCUAUUUCUUUCUUCAUUUAGUUCAUGUGCUUUCUUGGAAGGGAAGGCGUUGUCUUUAUGCAUUUCUCUUAUAGGAACUGGAAUAUAGUUAAGUUGGGAAUUAUUCUUGAUCAGAUUACCAAUGUUGGUUUGUAUACAUGAUGUCGAACUUCAAUACUUCAGAAAUAGCCAAAUUAAGAUAUUUUUUGUUCUA
Molecule: messenger RNA, 1172 nt
Organism: Cucurbita moschata (crookneck pumpkin)
Lineage: Eukaryota; Viridiplantae; Streptophyta; Magnoliopsida; Cucurbitales; Cucurbitaceae
Exons: 6
Coding region: 209-826 (205 amino acids)
Biological process (GO): box C/D snoRNP assembly
Molecular function (GO): box C/D methylation guide snoRNP complex binding
Source: RefSeq, a predicted model, not a curated record